Messenger RNA from Schistocerca piceifrons (Central American locust), 986 nucleotides. RefSeq lists its product as uncharacterized. The transcript is spliced from 3 exons. The coding region runs from base 253 to 912 and encodes 219 amino acids. Lineage: Eukaryota; Metazoa; Arthropoda; Insecta; Orthoptera; Acrididae. Gene Ontology annotation, molecular function: DNA binding. Gene Ontology annotation, cellular component: nucleus; transcription regulator complex. The record is from RefSeq and is a predicted model, not a curated record. Gene Ontology annotation, biological process: regulation of transcription by RNA polymerase II.
AUUCCUCCCUGUGUUUCUAAUGGCUGUGUUCACACUCGACGUCAGCGUCCCGGAACGUCUCCGUCACGUCAACGUCACGCAUUCUUUCGAAGAAUGUUUCCCGUCAUGACGGUGAGUUGACGUGAUGUAAAUCUCUGGUUUUCGGACUGCCUCCAUGUUUUUAUUCGGCCCCUGUUUAAGUGUUUAUACAUUUUGGAAGGAGUGAGGUUAGGUUAGAUUUGGUUCGAAAACUUUGCUUGUACCUAACAUAUAAUGGAGUUCGACGAGUAUUUGAUUGAAUUAGUUCGUUCUCAUUCAGAACUAUAUAAUAUGACUGAUAGGAGAUAUAGUGAUUCCGUUUGGAAAGAAACACUGUGGAAGGAAAUUGGAGAAGAAGUGGGGCGUCCAGGCCCUGAAUGCAAGCGACGAUGGGUGUCACUGAGAGACCAAUUUAGAAAAUGUGUUGUUAAAAAAACAAAGAGCGGACAAGCUGCCAUACCCAAGAAGCCAUGGAAGUAUGAGGAGAUUAUGGCUUUCCUGCGCCCAUACAUGCUGGAGCGGGAAACAGUUUCUAACAUAACUGUUGAUAUUUGUUCAGAGGAUGAAUCAAACAGUGAGGUGUCAUCACCUAUUCCGGACAUUGAAAAUAACAGUGAUUUGAGGUCAGAGACAAGCAGGCCUGUCAUGCAAAAGCGUAGUCAAAGUGGCAAUAAGAGGAGAACUACAGACUCUGCAUCUGCUUCUCUGAUGAAUUAUAUUUUAGCGACACAGCCAAAGGAAGAUCACAUUGACAGUUUUCUUUCAGGGAUAUGUGCCAGUAUAAAAAGAUUGUCCCCAUUGCGGCAAAUACAAGCUAAAGACGAAAUUUACAGAAUAGUGUCUGAUCUAGAAAGGGAUCAAGUGUGUGAAAAUAUUAAUAGUGAUAAAUCGUGAACAGUGCUGUUUGUUACAGUUUGGAAGCACUUCUAUGUGUAAGUUGAUUAAAUAAAAAGUCUCUUCACAGUGUA